AUGCGUGGUUCACGCACACAGCCGCAGGCAGGCGGCUUCAUGGCAAGCGCACCGCCACGCAGAGGUGGAAGACGCGGCUUCUCCAACAACAGCAACAACCACGGACGCCAGGGACGCAACAACGGCGGCGGUAACGGCAACAGCAACAGCAAGGGGCGCCGCUUCCGUGGCAACUGUCACUACUGUGGCAAGUAUGGACACCGUGCAGCAGAGUGUCGCAAGAAGCAACGCGACAACGGAGCAACAGGCUUCACUGCACAGGCACAGCAUCAACAUGGUCAAGACGCAGCAACCUUCGUCGCUGCCACAGCUACUACACCCACGCAGCUGCAUGACCCACUCACGUGGCUUGCAGACACGGGUGCUUCACACCACCUCACCUUCGUCAAGGACGCCUUCGUGGAGCUGACACCGCACCUGCAACAGCACCAUCCACGCCACAUCACUGCGUUUGGCGGCACACGUGUGCCCGUGCGCGGUGUUGGCUCUGUGCUGUUGCAUGCACGCACGACGAGCGGAGCCACGAUGCAGGUUGUGUUGCAGGAGUGCCUCUACGUGCCCGAGGGCCAGGCCAACCUCAUCGCCCUCGGUCGUCUGACUAGGGACAGCAGCGGCAGGCCAACGGGCCACUCGCAGCGUGAUGGCGCUGAUGGGCACUACGUGCGCUUCAGCCACGGAGCCGAGGUCAAGCUGAAGGAGCGCACCAGCCUCCGAUGCUGGCCCAUUGUUGCUGUUGGUCCAUCCACGGCACACGGUCUCACCGCCGACGCCUGCAAGCAACCACAGCAACACGCAGCAGCUCCUGCAGCCCAGAGCAAGGUGCAGACACCAUCGAUGCAUGAGGUGCUUGGCCACCGCAACGACAACGACGUGCAGCAGUACUGCAAGCUGAUGGGCAUCGACGAUCGCAACGCCAUCAGCAGCAAGCAGUGUACAACGUGCGCAGUGACCAAGAGCACUCGUCACAGCGUCAGCAAGCACGCGGAGCGCACACAGGUGCCCGGCGAGCGCAUCCAUGCCGACAUCGUCGACUGGACCGCGGACUCGCCCACGGGCAAGCGCUACAGCCUCGUCAUCGUCGAUGAGGGAAGCAAGCUCCUGCAUGCAGUCCAUCUCAACGCCAAGAAGGACGCAGUUGCCGCGUUCCAGUCUUUCCUGCGCGAGACCAAGCUCCCCAUCUCGCCCACAACAACAGCACUCCAGACGGAUUCCGAUGCCAUCUUCCUCGGAGCUGACUUCCAGGCCAUCGUCAAGAAGCACCUGAAGCAGCACCAGCAGUCCCCGCCGUACACCCAGGCGCAGAACGGCAUCGUCGAGCGACAGGUGCGCACCCUCUCCGACAUGGUGCGAGCCAUGAUCACGGGUGCAGGCCUCGACGCAUCGUACUGGAGCCUCGCCUGCAACCACGCCCUCCACAUCCUCAACAACAUGCCUCGCCCUUCCCUCCACGGCAAGACACCGCUGCAGAUUGUCACGGGCUCGCUGCCCAAGCACGUGCCGCAGCUGCACAUCUUCGGGCAGCCGGCCGUCGUCCACAUCAGCACACAGCGCGGUCGCCUGCAGCCCAAGGGUCGUCGAGGCAUCUACGUCGGCUACAACAGCAGCAGCAACAGCCACCUCGUCUACUUCGCAGACACAAACACCGUUGUGUCCUCCAUCCACGUCCGCUUCCUUCCCUUCUCCAAGGCCGAUGAUGUCGUGGAUGAGGGGGAGGAGCAACACACGCUGCUCAAGUCGCGCUUCGUCUUCAAGGUGAAGCGUGAUGCUGAGGGCGCGCCGACGCGCUUCAAGGCACGCUGGGUCGCCAAGGGCUUCAGCCAACGACCGGGCAUCGACUUCGACCAGACCUACGCCCCAACACCAGCAGCCAAGACCAUCCUCACUGUACUCGCCGUCUCCCUGCAACGACAGCACCAGCUGCACCAGCUCGACUUCAAGUCGGCUUACCUGCAGGCUGAUCUCAAGGAGGAGCUGUACAUGGAGCUGCCGCCGCACUUCACCGACAUCGGCGACGGCGCUCAACGCUACGCGGGCAAGGUGUGCCGGCUGCUCAAGCCGCUCUACGGUCUCAAGCAAGCUGGCCGUGCAUGGGCCAAGAAGCUGCACACCUUCCUCAAGACCAACGGAUGGGCGCAGAGCAACGUCGACGCCUGCCUCUUCACCAAGCUCCACGACGACGGACAGCGCACAUGGAUCAUCACGUACGUCGACGACCUCAUCAUCAGCGGCAGCAGCGAGCGCCACAUCCGUGCCUGCAAGCAGCAGAUCAAGGAGAGCUUCGAGGCUGAGGACCUGGGCCCACUCACCUGGUACCUGGGCCUUCACCUGACGUCACCAGCUGACGGGGUGUUACACAUUGCGCAGACACAGGCCAUCAACGACAUCGUCAACGACUACAACCUGGCAGCGGCAGCCAGCGUGUCCACGCCCAUGCGUGUUGGCAUCGACGCCUCCAGCAUCAGCGAGCAGCCCGACCGACGCUUGCCGUUCCGCAACCUCGUCGGCUCGCUCCUGUACCUGGCCAACCGCACCAGACCAGACGUCAGCUUCGCGUGCGGGCUGCUCUGCCGUUACAUGGACCGUUACACGACGGUCCACUGGCAGGCAGCCAAGCACGUCGUGCGGUACCUGAAGGCGACGAGCGAGCACGGCCUCCUCUUCAAGCGACGCAGCGGCACGCGCAAGGACCAGCCGCUGGACCUUGUGUGCUACAGCGAUGCCAGCUUCGGCACAGACCAGCUGACGGGCCGCUCCACGACGGGCUUCACCUGCUACAUCAACGGCUGUCUUGUGUCUUGGAGCAGCCGGCUGCAACCCACGGUUGCGCUGAGCACCGCCGAGGCCGAGUACAUGGCCAUCUCUGCUGCAGCGCAGGACGUGGUCUUCCUGCGGCAGCUGCUCAUGGACCUCGACGAGCCCGAGGCUGGAGCCACCAAGAUGCUGACAGAUAACCAGGCGGCCAUCGCCAUCGGCAACGACCACGUCACCAAGCCGCGCACGAAGCACAUCCGGGUACGCCACCACUUCGUGCGGGAGCUCAUCGCCGACGGAACCAUUGUGCUGCAGCACUGUCCCGGCACGCAGAUGGUUGCCGACGCGCUGACCAAGGCACUGGACAAGCAGACCUUCGAGCAGCACCUGCCACGACUGGUGGGAACCUCGACGGCUGAGACGGAGCAGAGGAAGGCAGUUGAGGGGGAGUGUUGA
Salpingoeca rosetta is the source of this 3207-nucleotide messenger RNA. RefSeq lists its product as uncharacterized. The record is from RefSeq and is a predicted model, not a curated record. NCBI's taxonomy places the organism in Eukaryota, Choanoflagellata, Craspedida, Salpingoecidae. Gene Ontology annotation, molecular function: nucleic acid binding; zinc ion binding. The coding region runs from base 1 to 3207 and encodes 1068 amino acids. The transcript has 2 exons. Gene Ontology annotation, biological process: DNA integration.